GUGAGUCCACAGCAACCCCUUCCCAUCCUGACCACCGAGGACUACCAGGCCACCGCAAUGUCCCACUCCAGGCUGCUGCUCCUCCUUGCCUUGCUUUGUGCCACCGAGACCAGCCGUGCUCUCCGUCUCUACAACCCUGCAUCCAUCUUCAGCUGCCUCAACACGGCCCUCACCGAAGGCCAGAAGAGCCUCCCAGAGGAAAACACCAUCUUGGACAAGCGCAGCUUUGAGUCCCCAUCACUGGAAGAGGGGUCCGAGGAGCAGGAAGGGGAUGACGUGGCAGAGGAAGAGAUAGGGAAAAGGACGUUCCCAGGGGAAGGCCAUUACAAAUACGUGUCCCAAGCACAGGUGAAGGGGAAGACGUACCAAAACCGAGCCAAGACCGACCGCCGCACCAAGGUCACCCUCUCCCUCGACGUCCCCACCAACAUCAUGAACAUCCUCUUCAACAUCGCCAAAGCCAAGAACUUGCGGGCAAAGGCGGCUGCCAAUGCCCACCUCAUGGCCCAGAUCGGGAGGAGGAAGUGA
This is a messenger RNA of Strigops habroptila (Kakapo), 528 nucleotides long. RefSeq names its product urocortin 3 (gene UCN3). Gene Ontology annotation, cellular component: extracellular region. Bases 58 to 528 code for a protein of 156 amino acids. Lineage: Eukaryota; Metazoa; Chordata; Aves; Psittaciformes; Psittacidae. Gene Ontology annotation, molecular function: corticotropin-releasing hormone receptor 2 binding; hormone activity. The transcript has 2 exons. The record is from RefSeq and is a predicted model, not a curated record. Gene Ontology annotation, biological process: adenylate cyclase-activating G protein-coupled receptor signaling pathway; hormone-mediated signaling pathway; digestion.